AUGUACCAUCUAGCCAAAUCGAUUUAUUUCUAUGCAACGAGUAAAGAGGAAUACUCCGUCCUACUCCUUGGCCUAGAUAAUGCGGGGAAAACCACCCUGCUAAACCAGAUAAAAGCCCUUUUCCUCCCAACCGACUCGAACAACACCACGCCGCAGCCCCUUUCUGGCAAAACUGUCCCAACCGUCGGCCAAAAUGUCGUAACCAUCCCGCUCCCAGACAUGUACUUGAAAAUAUGGGAUAUAGGCGGACAGAUAUCAAUGCGCGGCCUCUGGCAAAGCUACUAUUCGAGCUGCCAUGCCAUUAUUUUUGUGGUGGAUAGUGCAGAUGUUGGCGAAGACGCGGACGUUUCACGCCUUGCUUCGACGGGCUGUAAAGGAGGAGGGCCAAAUGCAUCGUCGAGCGCCAAAGGGCCUUCGGGUGCUAUUACAGAACCCAUGAGUGCCAUAGAUCCGCGGGGUGAAUUUGGGAGAUUGGAUGAGUGUCGAGAGGUCCUUGAAUCGGUAUUGCAAAACUCGGAGACGGUCGGGGUGCCUAUCCUGGUACUAGCGAAUAAACAGGAUAGAGAGGAUUGCGUGGAGGUGGUCAGGAUCAAGGAAGGGUUUGUGAGAAAGGUAUUUGAGGGCGAGGAAGGGGGUGGGAUGCGUGAUAGUCGUGUUUUGCCGGUUAGUGCACUAAUGGGAAGCGGAGUUAGAGAAGCGGUGGAAUGGGUUCGCAGUCGAGUGAAGUGGAACAAGGAAGGGAGACCUCCCGUUAUGAGAUGA
Molecule: messenger RNA, 762 nt
Organism: Blastomyces dermatitidis ER-3
Lineage: Eukaryota; Fungi; Ascomycota; Eurotiomycetes; Onygenales; Ajellomycetaceae
Product: ADP-ribosylation factor like protein 1
Exons: 2
Coding region: 1-762 (253 amino acids)
Biological process (GO): protein localization to organelle; Golgi to plasma membrane protein transport; intracellular protein transport
Cellular component (GO): Golgi apparatus
Molecular function (GO): GTP binding; GTPase activity
Source: RefSeq, a predicted model, not a curated record